Messenger RNA from Pestalotiopsis fici W106-1, 1878 nucleotides. RefSeq lists its product as uncharacterized. The coding region runs from base 1 to 1878 and encodes 625 amino acids. Lineage: Eukaryota; Fungi; Ascomycota; Sordariomycetes; Amphisphaeriales; Sporocadaceae. Gene Ontology annotation, biological process: DNA-templated transcription. The transcript has 6 exons. Gene Ontology annotation, molecular function: zinc ion binding; DNA binding. The record is from RefSeq and is a predicted model, not a curated record.
AUGUCUCAGAUUGUUGGCAUGGCCAAGAGGCUUCAAGAAGCUGAGGCCACCAUAGUCGAACUGAAGAGGGCCUUGGAGCAAAUGAGCACAGAGCCAAGAAAGCCAAUUGUUACAACGUCCGACACUCUCUCCGGUCAAAUUUCUGCUGCCGAUGCACCAAUAGCUUCUCUCCCUGGCGCCUAUGUUGAGGUGCCUCGUACCACCUAUGCACUGGGCAGGUCUGCGACAGAAUCGAGGAGUUCCACGACGGAAGAGCUGCUCUCUGAUAUCAGUCUCGAUGCCAGCGGCAAGGUGUGCUAUCAUGGCGCAACAUCUGCUGUGCAUGACCCGGCUGCCGUCAGCAAUCGAUCCCCAAAUUUCCAGAGCUUCAACGAGCAGAACUCAAAGAUUGAUGUGCGCACGCUUUUAACUUCAAAUGCCAUGGAGUCGCGUACAUGGGAGGAGUUUGCUAUUGGCAAUGCAGCUCUACAAAAUGACAUGCCCCGCGAUCUCAUGUCAAGGCUCCUGCGGAUACACUGGGUUACCAUCGGCCCAAUGUUCAUGUGGGUGUAUCGUCCAGCAUUUAUGCGAGACAUGAUGACCGGGGGACAGUAUUACUCCCCACUGCUGCUAAACGUCAUGUGUGGACAUGCUGCCCGCUUCAAUGAGAGGAAAAUAGCCGAGAUGCUGAUCGCACGCGCGAGGCUUCUGCUUGGGGCCGAAAUACAUAAGCCAAGUUCUAUUCCAACAAUUCAAGCAUUACUACAAAUGAGCGCGAGAGAUCUCGCAUACGGCCAGGUAUCCCAGGCGUGGACGUACAGCGGUAUAGCUUUCAGAAUGGCUCACGACAUGGGCCUUCGACAUAGUAGCGGCUCAAUCUAUAGCCUGGGCAGCUUAAAUGCAGAGGAUCUCGAGAUACGAAGGCGCUGUUUCUGGAGCUGCUAUUUUUGGGAUAAAGCAAUGAGCCUCUAUCUUGGUCGGAUGCCUGCUCUGACUGAGCUGCCAUCGAUUCACUACCCGGAGCUCCUGGAUGACUUCCAAGAACAUGACCUCUGGAUCCCCGACGAUGCGCCGACAGCAGGUCCAGACGAUUCAACCCCUGUCUUCCCACCUAUGAAGUUCCACAUUGUUUCCAGUUUUGUGAAUGCUUGUAAGCUCGCAGUCAUCAUCAGCGAUAUCAUUCUUUGUCUGUAUUCAGGCCGCCACGGAGAAGAUGUGAAUGUGGCUUCGAGGGCUAUCAGGGAGAGGUUGGAUUCGUGGAGGGCACUUACGCCAGAUCAUCUAAAGAUCGAUCCGAAUAAUCUGCCAGAGAUAUGCCCUGUACCACAUAUCGUCAGCCAAAACCUAUUGUAUUAUGCUACUACUAUACUUUUGCAUCGACCUUUCAAUUCGUCUGCAGUACAUCACGCGGCCUGUCGUCAGGCUGCCGACAGCGCAGAGAAGUUAAUACUGCUUCAGGAGCGAACUCAUGGUCUCCCUAAGCUGUCCUUUUUGUCGGCAUACUGCAUCUACACGGCCGCAUCUGUAUUGGUGCAAGAUGCAAAAGCAGGCGAGCCGGUUGCAAGCAGGAGGAUAAACACAUUCUUACGAACGCUAGCCACACCCGCCAAGACGUGCACAUUGAUGCAGCGCAGUAUGGAUAUUAUCACAAGCAGUCUCAACUCUGAGGCAGCGACUCCUCUACCCGUCACCAAGUCAGAGCAAACGUCUGACAAUAAUCCCCUGACGAGACAGUGUCUUCCAGCUUUUCUCUACCAAGAUACCCACCUCGAUUAUGCAGCCGGUCCCAAUGUGGGUGGAAUGGACCUGGACGCCUCGUCGCUACUAGACUGUUACCCCGAGCAGCACAUGGAAAGCUCGAGCUCAACAGGAAAUUGGUAUAUGCCUCCAGGACCAUGA